Messenger RNA from Diabrotica balteata, 1205 nucleotides. NCBI's taxonomy places the organism in Eukaryota, Metazoa, Arthropoda, Insecta, Coleoptera, Chrysomelidae. The record is from the annotation of a GenBank genome assembly.
AAAUUGUCAAAAUUUUUUUAAUGUUUUACUAAAAUUUUCAGUUCCAAGAAAUUGGGAAAUUAAUUAAAAACUAUAGUUAUUUUGGUUUUGGUGUGAUUUUAGAUACAGUAUUCAUAUCUUAUAAAUAUUCAUGAUACUAAAAUUUGGAAAACAUGGUAAAAAAUGCAGCCUAUGAUGAACAAAAUUUACAAGUCUGUAAAGUCUCAGAUGGUGAAAAGAAGCCUUUGAUAAACGUAGAUGCAUUAUGGUGUAUGUAUAUGUGCUCGGUGCUCGCUGCAUGUAACGCAGAAAAUGUGACGUAUCCAUUAGAUCUCAUAAAAACUAGACUUCAGAUUCAAGGUGAAAAGCAAAGUAAAAUUGGUGAAGGUCCCAAAAAGGGCAUGCUGGGUACAACACUAGAUAUAAUUAAUAAAGAGGGCGUAUUCGGAUUGUGGCGAGGAAUCAGCGCUGUAUACCUAAGACACUUAAUUUAUUCAGGAACCAGGUUAGUUCUUUAUACUCAGAUGAGAGAAUAUUACAUUAAACGCCAUCCAGAUCAAAAAACUUUUGGUUUUUGGCAAGGAGCUCUUGCAGGUUUAACGGCAGGAGGCAUUGGUCAAUAUCUGGCUAAUCCAGCUGAUCUUAUUAAAGUGCAAAUACAAAUGGAAGGUAAAAGAAGACUACUGGGUCUUCCCCCUAGAGUUCAUGGUGUACCAGACGCGUUCGUUAAAAUAUAUAACGCAGGUGGUGUUCGAGGACUUUGGAAAGGAUGGGUUCCCUCUGUCCAAAGAGCUGCUUUGGUAACUUUGGGAGACCUCGCAACAUACGAUCUUUCCAAACGAUUCAUUCAGAAACAUACAAACUUGCCGGAUGAAUGGUUAUUACAUGCCUUAUCGAGUUGUUGUGCUGGAUUUGCUGCAGCAAUAUUAUCGACUCCGGCAGAUCUUAUUAAAUCAAGAGUUAUGAAUCAACCAACUGAUAGUCAAGGAAGAGGAACUUUGUACAAAGGUGCUGUAGAUUGUUUAAUGAAAGCUAUUAAAGAGGAAGGAUUUAUGGCCAUGUACAAGGGGUUUUUACCUACCUGGAUUCGUUUAGGACCAUGGGCGUCUGUUUUUUGGCUUACUUACGAACAUCUUCGCAUACUAAUGCAGGCAAAAAGUUUUUAAAACAUAAAUAUAAUUUAAAAACAGGUGUAAAUUCUAAUAAAUUUUUUGUUCUCAAUUUAA